AUGGGACAACUGGUGCAACGGGAGCCACAGGUGCUACUGGUCCUACAGGAAACACUGGAAAUGAUGGUGCCACUGGUGCUACUGGGGCAACGGGAUCAACUGGUUCUACUGGGUCUACUGGAACAACUGGCGCAACUGGUGGAACAGGCGCUACUGGGCCUACAGGAUCUACUGGAACUACAGGAUCAACUGGUCCUACAGGUGCCACCGGACCUACAGGUGCAACUGGAUCGACCGGAGCAACUGGGUCUACUGGUCCAACAGGCAAUACUGGUCCAACAGGAGCUACUGAAUUAUGAGUUCUUAACAGGUGCGACAGGAACUACAGGCCCUACUGGCAGCACAGGACCAACAGGUGCUACUGGAGCAACAGGCACUACAGGUCCCACGGGUGCAACUGGUUCAACAGGGUCUACGGGAGCUACGGGUGCCACUGGUGCUACUGGAUUGGCUGGAGCAAAUGGAACAACAGGAGCCACUGGGCCAACAGGUAGUACGGGCAGCACUGGAAAUACUGGGCCUACCGGUUCUACUGGACCAACAGGGGCUACAGGACCUCAAGGCCAGACUGGAUCAACAGGUACAACUGGGUCCACUGGAGCCACUGGUCCAGUUGGUGAAACGGGUGCAACAGGAGCUACGGGGAAAACUGGAGCAGAAGGACCUACAGGAGCAACUGGGCCAACUGGUGCUACGGGUGCCACUGGAGCAACUGGAUCUACAGGAGCUGGUGGCGCAACAGGUGCUAAUGGGACAACUGGUGCAACAGGACCCACUGGAGCGACGGGGUCAACUGGCAGCACAGGAAGCACUGGCGCUACUGGCAGUACAGGUUCAACUGGAACGACAGGAGCAACUGGACCAACUGGACCAACUGGUGCAACUGGACCUGUUGGUCCCACUGGUGAGACUGGUGCAUCUGGCAUAAAUGGAAGUACUGGGGCCACAGGACCUCAGGGGAAUACUGGAUCAACAGGGAGCAUAGGUGCAACAGGGGGGAGUGGACCAACAGGAGCAACAGGUGCUACUGGAUCAUCUGGUGCAACUGGAAGUACUGGCCCAACUGGCAACACUGGAGUCACAGGUCCUACUGGUGCAACAGGUGCUACAGGUCCUACUGGUGCCACAGGUACCACAGGUCCUACUGGUGGAACAGGUGCCACAGGGGCUACAGGGCAAACAGGACCUACAGGACCUACAGGGGCAGAAGGCCCAACUGGUGCAACAGGAGGAACAGGGCUCACUGGACCAACUGGUGCUACUGGAUCAACAGGAUCAGUUGGUGCUACAGGAUCUGAAGGACCAACUGGUGCCACUGGUUCAACAGGUUUAGUGGGAGCAACUGGUUCAAAUGGAACGACUGGUCCGACUGGUGCUACUGGGCCUACAGGAUCAACUGGUGCAACAGGCCUUACAGGUCCUACAGGUGCUACAGGUCCAACAGGUGCCAUGGGACCAACAGGUCCUACAGGUGCCACAGGAACGACAGGAAACACAGGUGCGCAACGGGGCCAACAGGAGCAACAGGUUUUACUGGUGCUACAGGGCAAACUGGAGCUACCGGCCCGACUGGAGCUACAGGACCUACUGGGCCCACGNACUGGUUCAAAUGGAACGACUGGUCCGACUGGUGCUGCUGGGCCUACGGGAUCAACUGGUGCAACAGGCCUUACAGGUCCUACAGGUGCUACAGGUCCAACAGGUGCCACGGGACCAACAGGUCCUACAGGUGCCACAGGAACGACAGGAAGCACAGGUGUGACAGGGCCAACAGGAUCCACAGGUCCAACUGGGCCCACAGGGCCAACAGGGUCUACUGGUGUAACAGGUUACAAUGGUUCAACAGGCGCAACGGGGCCAACAGGAUCAACAGGUUUUACUGGUGCUACAGGGCAAACUGGAGCUACCGGCCCGACUGGAGCUGCAGGGCCUACUGGGCCCACAGGAAGCACAGGACCUACUGGAGCGACUGGAAGCAUAGGACCUACAGGUCCAACUGGGCUUACUGGUGCAAGUGGGGUCAAUGGAACAAAGGGUUCAACUGGAAUGACCGGUGCAGAAGGUCCUACGGGUGCAACAGGUCCAACAGGCGAAACCGGGGCAACAGGUGCAACAGGGGCAACUGGUUCCACAGGAGCUACAGGAUUUACUGGAAGUACUGGAGUAACUGGAGCAACUGGGUCUACAGGAGCCACUGGACAAACAGGUGCAACAGGGGCUACUGGCGCCACAGGACCAACUGGUUCCACAGGUGCAACAGGAUCAACAGGACCUACAGGUGGCACUGGUCCAACUGGUGCCACUGGUCCAACAGGUGUCACUGGAAAUGUAGGUGCUACAGGCGCUGUUGGUGCUACGGGUGGGACAGGUUCAACUGGUGUAACUGGAUCAACUGGAGCUACAGGCGCCACUGGACCUACAGGGGCAACAGGAGCAACGGGGCCAACUGGUGACGUAGGGCCAACUGGAUCUACUGGGGGAACGGGACAAACGGGGGAAACAGGUCCACAGUAUCUAGACGACAACGAGUGCCUAGUAUCCAAUGGUAAUUGUGACCAUGACUGUAUCAAUACUAUUGGCGCAUAUUUUUGUACCUGUCGCCACGGUUUCCAGCUUAUCCCAUCUAAUGAAACUUGUAACGCUCAAGGAGACGAGAUGCAAUGCAUAGAAGUAAUUAAUGGGUUGCCUAUGUGUGUUUGCAUCAAAGCCGACGGUACAAGAAAACCUUUGAAUGGCACAGCAUGUGAAGACACAAAUGAAUGCGAAAUCGACCACGGAGGAUGCCAACAUAUUUGUAAUAACACAGUUGGAGGAUUCGAGUGCAAGUGUUUUGAAGGGUACCUAAGAAGUAAUGACACAAAAGAAUGUAUAGAUAUAGACGAGUGCUUUUCAACAGAGAAUGCCACGCUAUGUGGGGAUGACAACGUGAAGUGCAUCAACACCCCAGGCAGUUAUUCUUGUUUUAGGCUGGAAGUGUUCUUCAUCCUUAAUGCAGGACUAAAUGAAAUGGAAACCGGCUUGGGAAAUGCUGCGGCCUCCCUGAACAAGACUAGGGUUCACGUUGAUAAUAUACGCAAUAAUGUCACUGCGUUGACAGGGUGGAUAGCAGGAAUCUCUUGCUUACUCUUCGUAGCUAUCGCCGGCGGGUUCGGCGUCUGGCGCUGGUACAAUUUCAGCUAUAAAAGGAGGAAAAACAAAAAUGGCGCCAAAUCAUUAGUGGGUCUGUCUUCAUUCACAAGCUGUAUGGAAACCUACUUGCCUGAUGAUAUGGACUUAAUGUCGAAACUUGGCAGCGAUUUCAAAGUUCCCGGAGCUAAACUUUACCCUCCACCGCAUUCGCUUACAAGCAGCCCGUAUCAGUUGAAUUGCCCUGGGGAAGCCAGCAGCUUCCCAACUUCCAUGGAGAAUAUAGACUUAGAGAAGGGGUGUACCAGGCAGACACGCUAAAGCGUAUAACAACCAUUCCUAUCUUGCCUGAUAGAAACUUUUAAAAAACAGUAAGCUUAGGCUGGUAUGUUUGUGCAUGCGGGGAAGAAGUGUUGAAACAUUUUACACUAACGUAAAGGGCUAAGACAAGUGAAAUGCACUUUUAAAAGAAAACCAUCCGAUCUUAUUGGUAUUCAAAGGUUAGCAUGUAGACACCCGUUUAUUCACCACCGGGCUUUGUGCAUAUUUAAUCUCGAGCAAUUUUUUUUAUUGUUAUUUUUUGCCGUGAAAGACAUUUUUGUAUAUGACGUGUAAAUAAGAUUAUUUGAUGCAGACAUUAAAUGAUUGCAUCAUUUUGUUAGAAAAUGUGUUUAUUAUUCACUGAAUAUAGUAUAAAUC
Lingula anatina is the source of this 3825-nucleotide messenger RNA. RefSeq lists its product as uncharacterized. Gene Ontology annotation, biological process: extracellular matrix organization. NCBI's taxonomy places the organism in Eukaryota, Metazoa, Brachiopoda, Lingulata, Lingulida, Lingulidae. Gene Ontology annotation, molecular function: calcium ion binding; extracellular matrix structural constituent conferring tensile strength. The record is from RefSeq and is a predicted model, not a curated record.